AUGGUGCCCUUUGAGAUCAACGCCCCUGUGUGCCGCCAUCCUUCCCCACGGGGUCAGCGUGGAUGGUGCCCUUCGAGGUCAACACCCCUGUGUGGGGCGACUGUGCAUUCGCCGUGCAUCAGUGGACAGGUAGCAUUUGGGAAGGUAGCUCGUGGGGAGGUAGCACGUGAGGAGGUAGCAUGUGGGGAGGUAGCAUGUGGAGAGGUAGCACAUGGGGAGGUAGCACGUGGGGAGAUACCACGCAACAGCAGCAGGGACGAGAGCGAGCCCGUGUUUGUCUUCGCUUUCCACUCGGCUUUCCUACGCAUCGGCCUCACUCGAAUAACCCUUCACGAGAAUGGGCUCGUACACCCUCCUCUUCCCAUCUCUAUCCCCUCCACCCUUCUCCCCUUUUUCUACCACCCCAUCUGCUCGACUGUGCGUAUGGGGGAGGCAAUUACCCGCCGAUUUCCCCUCUUAGUACCCAACCAGCUCAGCUCCUCCUCUACUGCUUCACUUUUCCUCCCCUCCGUUCACCCCCUUUUCUACCACCCCAGCAGCUCGACUCUUGACUGUGCAUACGGGGGGGACAUCCAAGUACCGGCCGAUUUCUUCAUCGACGUGCUGAUAGAUAUGCCGCAGCCACGUGGCGGCGUGACAUUGGCCGACGCCAACCCCGACGGCGCGCCAGCUGGCACGAUGCUGACGUGGCAGCAGCUUCUGGCGGCGUACCGGGAUAACUUUGUGGAAGCUUCCAGGAAGCAGUGGAUGGCUCAAGAGAGGGAAGAGACGAGGCUGGGGAGAGCUGAGGCAGAGGGGAGUGAGCGGGAGGGAGAGGAAGGAGUGAACGGGAGAGGCAGCAGCACGUUCACAUCGGAUCAGCAAGAGCAUUUCAAACGGGAGAUUUCUCAAAGUGCUCUUGCAACGGAGGCAGUAGACGGGAGGGGCAGGGUGCCUCCGUUGCAAGAGCAACAGAGGGACCGGAGGGAUGCAGUGGGGGAUGGGGUGGGGGAUGAGAGGAGGAGCCUGGCUCGCAGCCUGGUGACAGAGGUGCAAGCCCACCCUCUCCUGCGCCACACAGGGCAAGCAAGCCACCCGGGCAUGCUGUGUGUGCUGUCCAUGCCGCCCGGUGUGGCAUCCAUGCCGCCCGGAACAGCGUUCAUGUCGCCUGAAGUGAUGUCCUCUCGAUACGAGUUCCCUCCCACUCCCACAACGCCUCACAUGCCGCCCUCCCCCCACUCGCCCCUUCCCCACUCACCCCUCCCCCAACUUGCAUCCCUUUCCGAAGAUUUCAGCCUCUCCCAUUCCUCCUCUGCUGCUCCUCUCUCCUCCGCAAGCCAGCCGUCACAGGAGCUCGACUCUCUAGCUGAUCUCCUCAUUCGCAUGUCUCUGUCUACAGGCUCGCGCCAUAGCAUGGGCGGUGGGGCCUUGAAAGGGGUUGACAGGCAUAGCAUGGGGCCUGGGGGGUCAAGGGGGGGCGAACGGCAUAGCGUGGCGGGUGGGGGGUUAAAGGGGGGCGACAGGCACAGCAAGGAAAGGAUGGGGCAGGAAGGGAGUAUAGGGGGGAAGGGGACCAUGGGGUUUGCGGGGGGGAUGAGGUGGGAGGGGAGCAUGGGGGGUGCGGAGGGGAUGGGGGAAGAGAGGCAGAGCAUGGGGAAUUGGGGAGUGGAUGUGAGCGCUAUAGGUGGGGAGGGGAGUGUGGGGAGCACGGAUGGUAUGGGAGGGGAUUGGGAGGGCAUGGGUAGUGGGGAUGCAAUGGGGGGAAAGUGGGAAGGCAAGGGCAUGGGUAGUGAGGAUAUGAGGGUAGUGAGGGAGGUGAGAGAAGCAGGAGGAGAGUGGAGAGCAGGGGCGGGUGAAGCAAAAGGGGAUCACUUGAGAGCAAGUGCCACUCCCUCAGGCAAGCUUGCUGCGCCUGUGAUGGGGGGAAAGCAGGGAGAAGGGGAAGGGGGGAGGGUGGAGGGGGAAGGGGACCUUUUCCCCCCUGCCCGCCCCUUGCACUAUGACAUGAGACGAGCCAUCCGGGUGCUUUUUCAGGUAAAAGCAACAAAAUCAGGUGGAAAGUCGAAGACAGGAGGAGGGGUGCAAGGAGAAGGGGGAGGACAGGGGGGGAGGAAGGGACUAGGGAAAGAUGAGUUACAAGUGGUUGGUUUGGCUCGCGCUAACAACGUAGCCAUCAUGCUCACUCAAUUCCGCAUGCCCGAUAAUCAAAUCCGAGAUCUGAUCCUCGCAGGAGAUCCUAAGCACGUGCUGCCACCUGACCGCCUGGGCCUGCUGCUUCAGGUGAUUCCAACAGAGGAGGCGGCGAGGGUCAGAGCAGUCUCAGGUGCUGCUUCAGGUGCCAUGUGUGCACCUGAGCGCUUCCUUUGGUCCAUAUCCCUGAUCCCAAGAAUGAGGAGGAAAAUCGAGGCGCUAAUGUUUGUGCGGCAUUUUCACACCAUAGUCAAUGAUGCCCGGGCAGUCAUAAAAGUUUUUUGUCCUGCAGCCCGAGCGAUUCGCAGCAGCAAGAUUUUCCGGGCAGCGCUUGCAGCGGCGCUUGAAGUGGGGAACGAGCUCAACCGAGGCAGAGCAAGGGGUUCAGCCCGCGGGUUCUCUCUGGAUUCCCUCGCCCGCCUGUCAGAGGUGCGAGUCACUCCUCCAUCCCACCAUGCCAAGGGCCUCGACACACUGUUAACCGCCUCCCAGGUGGCUUCUGAGUCGACGCAGAAGUCAAACUCCUCCCAGAUUCUGCCUCCUGGCUCUCGAUUCUCGCGCACACAGUCCUUCCCUGUCACUCGUGCCAAUGCCCCCUCAUCCACCUCCUCCUCCUUGUCCUCGUCCUCCCCAUCCCCUUCCCCGUUUUCCUCCUCUUCCUCCUCCUCUGCUCGUCCCUCCUCCCCGUUCCCCACAUCCUCAACCCUCGCUGCCACCACACCUGCAGCCUCCCCUUUCCCUUCCCACCCUUCCCACCCUUCUCAUCCCUCGCCCCUGAUCGCCGGUGCAACAACGCUCCUCGACGUGGUGGUGAUUAUAACGAGGGGAAGCAACUCAACCAGCGCAGAGGGGGGAGAGGAGGGAGCAGGGGAAUUGGGGAGCAGCCUUGUGGGCAGUGCAGUCAGAAACAAGGGAGGAGAGGGGGGAGCAGGGAGGCGAGGGAAGCUGACAGUAGAGCUGGCAGCAGUGGGGGAGGCUGUUAGGAUGUCCCAGGCUGAGGUGGCGGAUGCCACGUGA
Molecule: messenger RNA, 3186 nt
Organism: Closterium sp. Naga37s-1
Lineage: Eukaryota; Viridiplantae; Streptophyta; Zygnematophyceae; Desmidiales; Closteriaceae
Source: the annotation of a GenBank genome assembly